Messenger RNA from Meloidogyne enterolobii, 752 nucleotides. NCBI's taxonomy places the organism in Eukaryota, Metazoa, Nematoda, Chromadorea, Rhabditida, Meloidogynidae. The record is from the annotation of a GenBank genome assembly.
UGAAAUAACGCAUGACCUUUCCCUCCACCUUUACUCUGUUUCAUUUUUUUUAUUUUUAGAACUCUUGUUAUCUUCGUGCAUUGGCUCUAAAUCCCAAUCAUGCAAUUGUACGUGGCUUGUGUUUAUUAUGAACAAGGACAUUUGGAUUUGGCAAUUGAAACAUACAAAAGAGCGAUUGAACUACAACCAGAUUUUCCUGAUGCUUAUUGCAAUUUGGCUAAUGCUUUGAAAGAAAAGGGAUUGGUUAUUGAGGUUGAACAACGGGAAUACGCUCUUGACUGAAAUUUUCAAAAGGGCAUAUCUAGUGCUCAAAGCUUUCAUCUGGGUACGAGAAAAAUUUUCGGUUAUUGUUUUGGUUUUCCUUUAGGGUUCGAACCCUCUUAACAAGUGGGCCUAACGCUCUACUAGUUACGCCACGCGUGAAAAAUAACUGUUAGAUGACCGAUGAUGAUGGUGGUCUUCAGACACUGUUGGCUUGUAUUUGGAGCAAUUUCAGUUGCCCUUCACUCCCCCCCCCCCUUUCUUCCCAUUUUGCGGACAAAGCUUGCUGUGUUUUAAUCCAACAACAUUAUUUUUUUUUCAUUCAGUGCUUUGUAUGCUUUGCAACCAAAGAAGCUGCAUCUGGACUUCAUCAAUCUGGUUUUGUCUCAAAACCAGUAGAGGCGGAUGUGGAGCUCUCUUCUCCAACAUCAAAAGCACAAGUCCCCUUUGGCAUUUGCGUGCGUCCUUUAGGCGUGUUGCGUGGGUUUUAG